This is a messenger RNA of Salarias fasciatus (jewelled blenny), 1383 nucleotides long. RefSeq names its product protein phosphatase 1 regulatory subunit 37-like. The coding region runs from base 1 to 1383 and encodes 460 amino acids. Gene Ontology annotation, molecular function: protein binding. The record is from RefSeq and is a predicted model, not a curated record. Lineage: Eukaryota; Metazoa; Chordata; Actinopteri; Blenniiformes; Blenniidae. The transcript is spliced from 11 exons.
AUGACCCACUGCAGUGACAGCGAGGAGCGGAGCGACGACGAUGCAGAGCAACCCAACAAGAGGCAGAAGAAGAGAAGCAAAGAGAGAAAACAUGUGUCCUUCCCGCCUGAUGAGCAGAUAGUUUCUGGCUUUGCGGAGCACAGAGACACUGACAGAAAGGCCGACAGCUGCCUCACCUUGACAGAGGUAACGGUGGCCUACCAGCAGAGCUGCAGCACACACCAGGUCCAACCCCGAGCGCACAUCCUGCAGCAGCUCCAGCAGGGUGUGUGUGUAGGUGGCAACGUGGAAAGUCUGGAUCUCAAAGGUGAGCGAUUAGACCACCGCUCCUGUGAAGCUCUGGAAGUCGUCCUGAAAUCGCUACACUUUGAUUUCAUCAAUCUGCAGGCAGCCCAACUGGAAGAAAAUGGAGCAUCGUCCUUGCUGGAUAUGAUUUUGUACUAUGAAUCGACAACACAUCUUGACGUUUCUGACAACAGCAGCAUGGGAACAUCGGGUUGGAGGGCUCUCGCUCAUUUGAUAAAGCAGAGUGUCCGUCUGUCCAGGUUGGAUCUGUGUAACGUGCCCUUGGUGGACUAUCCGGUCCAGGCUCUCGCGAAGGCUCUGCUGACCAGCCGGCUCGCAGUGCUUCACCUCGAUAAUGCCCAGCUCAGCGGCGUGCCACUGUACACACUGGUUGGCGUGCUGAAGACAAACCGGGCUUUACGGGAGCUUCACCUCACCAGCAACGUGUUGAAUAGCUACCAGGAUGCCUUGCAGCUGGGAGAGCUGCUUCGAUACAACACCACUUUGCAAACGCUGGAGCUAAGCAGCAAUACUUUAGCAGAUGCAGGUUUUGAGGAGCUGUGUGAUGGUCUGAGGAGGCAGACGUCAGGUCUGAGGGUCUUAUCGCUGAGGAACAACAGCAUCACUGUGAAAAGCAUGGGCCAUCUGGCCAAAGCUUUGCCGGCGCUGAAGGUCCUGCAGGUCCUGGAUCUGAGCGAGAACCUUUUGGGGGACGAUGGGAUGCAGGUCAUCAGGGAGCCGCUGAUGCUCAACUGCACUGUGCUGCAACUCGGCCUUUCCCAAACUAGCAUCACAUGUGAAGGUGCUGUGGCGUUGGCGGAGGUGCUGGCGGAGAGCCGUCACAUUCAGAGGCUGGACCUCCGUCGGAACGAGGUGAAGGUUGGAGGCCUGAUGGCUCUGAGUCUGGCGAUGAGGAUCAACCGGUCUCUGGUGUGUCUGGAUUUGGACCACAAAUCCCCACAAGAACAGGACGAGUUUUUAAAGGAGACUCACACCAGGCUGCAGACCGAGAUCGCCCAGCGCUGCCUUGCCAACGCGAAUCGUUUCGACCUCACAUCGGGAAACGCCGAAAACUCGAGCGACAAGGACCUUCAGUGA